UUGAAUGAUCGAGGUGUAACGCUGGAUUUGGAAAAAAUUCUUCAAAGGGUCAUUUUCGUCGCUCCGAUUCGCCCCAGUCUACCUAUUCUCGAUUGGGAGUGUCAAACCGACCCUCUUUUUUGCUUUAUUUUAAAAUUAGAAAAACAGGAAUGAGGAUUUGCUCAAUACAAUGCUUUCUCCUGUCAAGCUCAUCGAUUCUGAGCAGCAGAGGCCUGAUGAUAUUGUCUCUAUAAUUAAUUCUGUAUUUAACAAUCGAAAAACUUUUUCAUGCCCAAAAAUUAAAGCAGAUUUAGUAACGGGUACAUCAACUUCAAAUCUUUCCCCAGAAGAUAUUGGUAUAAUUUCAGCUAUGGGGGACUCCUUGGCGACUGGGAUUGGCCUCUGGCCGAGGGCGGAUAUUGAAUUCCGUGGUGCCGCUUUCCCCAUUGGAGGAGACGCUACUAUUGAUGGAUUAGUCACCGUUCCAAAUAUUCUCCGUGAGUUUGUCCCUUCCAAUCACCUGCUUGGUGUUUCACACGGAAUGGGCCUUCGUGAUCAAUUACCUGAAAAUCAAUUAAAUGUUGCUAUGGCUGAAGCUGGAAGUAAAUUUAUGCCUUCACAAGCUACAGAACUAGUGAGGAGGAUAAAGCAAUUAAAGGAUGUCGAUACUCGAAAUACCUGGACUUUGGUGAUAAUUACAAUUGGAACGGAAGAGAUUUGUAAUAAUUGUACCGGACCUGAUACUGGAGCGCUUAUCAAAGCAAUGGACAUUCUCAACCGUGGAAUCCCCAAGGCUUUUAUUGUUCUCGUCGGACCGAUACAUAUUAGCUCUUCAUUUCAACAACAGGAGAACCUAAUGAAAACUCGAUGUCCUUGUUCUCGACAACAACCUGAUGGAUUUAUGCAAUCUUUAAGUACUAAAUGGGCUAACUCUUUUGCUACAGUUCAAUCUCAUGUUCAAAACGUUAAAAGGAAAACAUUUAGCGCAUUGACACUUCCAUUUCUGACUCUACACUCUCGAUAUCCAUAUUCACUAUUUAUACCGAAUAAGCCACUCUUAAAUCGGCGGGGACACAAUUAUGCUGCAAAAUGGCUUUGGAAUCGUCUCAUUAGUGGACCAAAUUAUAACUUCUCUAAGGCUGUGCUUUCACAGGAUGCUUAUUUCUGUCCAUCAUUGGGCUGCCCGUACUUCCGGACGCCAGAUAAUUUCAAUAAUUGUGAAAUCCUAACACAUUCAAGUGCUGAACAGCUUCGGGUUUCAAAAGAGAAGGAACUAGAACAGGAUCUUGGGGUCUCUAAAUUUGGUUCUAAAAACAGUGAAGUUUAUCUUACAACAUUGGCGAUAAUGGGAAUUGCAUUUCUUUCUGUGAUAACAUUUGGAACGAUCUUCUAUAAGCGUAGCAAAAAGGGAACCCGAGGUCGCUUUGAUGUUGUACACGGAACUAGAAGAUUGUUCAUCCCUGAAUAUAAUUACAAAACAAGUAAUGCUAGUAGACGCCAACCAGUUGAAGAUGAUAAAAUUGCUUUAAAAAGCAGCACUAAUUGUGAGAAUGGCAGCAGUGGAGGAAAUUAG
Molecule: messenger RNA, 1552 nt
Organism: Meloidogyne enterolobii
Lineage: Eukaryota; Metazoa; Nematoda; Chromadorea; Rhabditida; Meloidogynidae
Source: the annotation of a GenBank genome assembly